UUUGCCGGGCCCGGAGGGCACCGUCGUCCCGCGAGGGCCCCCGGGGAUUUGCCGCCGGGCGGGCGCUUGCUGGUGGAUCCUGCUCCUCGCCGGGCAACCCAGGCACGGAGCCCCCGGGGCACGGCGGGGGGGCGGCCGCUGCGGCAGCCGCAUCUCUCCGGGUACGGCCGGGCCGGGAGCGGGGCUCCUGCCCCAGGGAGGUGCCGAGUCAGGGAAACCCCCAGGAGCUGCCCCUGCUCCUCUCCACGCCAGAGACACAGAGAGGUCACCCCCCCCCCGAGCCUCUGUGCGGUCGUUGUCCCUCCAGGACAGACUUGCUUCAGGGCAGCCCGUCGCUGUGGAGGUCCGCAUGCGAGGGUGGCACUGCUGUCCCCACACUCUGGCUGCUGCCUGCCCUGCUCGGGCCCAGUUGCCCGCAGCUUCUGCCCAACCGGACCCACAGACAAGUGGUGGGAUGCCCACCUGUGUUCUUGGAGGGGACCAGCCUGCCUGCAACAAGCUGUACCCCCAGCCCAGCUGUGACUCUGAGGCUGGGAAGGAAGCCCUCAACAGCAGUGUCAGCUCUGUCACCCAAGAAGGUGACAGCCAGCCCGGCAGCAUGCCCCGGGCAUCGCCGCUGCCACGGCCACCAUGGGGCCGGCCCGGCGUGAAGGCAGUGGUUACCGCCGGGGUGUUUGUAACCACCCUCUGGAACCUGAGGUGCUUCCUCAACCCCUCUGAGGUCUCUGGAGAAGCCCCCAAGCAUACUGAGCCGCUGGUGGUCCUGGUGUGGGACUGGCCCUCGAAGCAGGUCCCCAAUGUCAGCGGGGACAUUUGCCAUGAGCUAUAUGGCAUCACGGGCUGCUGGCUCACCACAGAGCGGCGGCUCCUGGACCAGGCGGACGUGGUGGUGUUCCCCCACACCAGGCUCCAGCCCGGCAGGGACAGGCUGCCCAAGGAGAGGCCGCCGGGGCAGAACUGGGUGUGGGUGUCCCUGGAGUCCCCCUCCAACACUAAAGCUCUAGCAGGAUGGAACCAGACCUUCAACUGGGUGAUGACCUACAGACGGGACUCAGACAUCUUCAUCCCCUACGGCAAGCUUGUGCCCAACCGGUCGGCCACCGUGAACAUCCCCACAAAGACCAACUUGGUGUCAUGGGUUAUCAGCAACUACCACAAGACUCAGAAAAGAGCUGAAGUCUACCAAAACCUCUCCAGGUACCUCCACGUAAACAUAUACGGAAAAGCAAACAAAAAGCCACUUUGCAAGGACUGCCUCUUGCCAACAACAUCCAAGUCCAAGUUCUACCUGGCCUUUGAGAACUCCAUCCACCAGGACUACAUCACUGAGAAGCUCUGGAGGAACUCGCUGAUGGCCAGCACCGUGCCCGUGGUGCUGGGGCCUCCCCGGGCCAACUACGAGCAGUUCAUUCCUGCAGACUCCUUCAUUCACGUUGAUGACUUUGGUUCCCUGGCAGAGCUGGCUACCUUCCUAAAGACCAUGAACUCCAGCCGCUACCGGCAGUUCUUCGCCUGGCAGAAGAGGUACAGUGUGAAGCUCUACACCGACUGGAGGGAGCGCAUCUGCGCCAUCUGCACUGCCUACCCCAGCCUGCCCCGUGGCCAUGUCUAUCCGGACCUGGAGAGCUGGUUCAACACCUAGCAUGGGGCUGGUAUGUGCUGGGACCAUCGAGGAUGCAUCUGGGCAGAGGAUACUGGGGUGGGGAGAACGUGGGGCACCCUCCGACAGAACAGGAUGUGGAGCAGGGAGGGAUGCAGGAGCCCCGACCUCUCCUCCCAGCCUGGCUGUUGCCACACUGGGACCUUGAGCAACUCCACAUGACUUCAUUUCUUGCAAAACAGAACUAAUUCCCCCCGGAUCUGACACUGACCUACCUCACCAGGGUGCUGGCAGGACGAGAGGGUGCUUUGGAAAUAAAUGACACAGUGCUGCAGAG
Harpia harpyja (harpy eagle) is the source of this 1937-nucleotide messenger RNA. RefSeq names its product fucosyltransferase 7 (gene FUT7). Gene Ontology annotation, molecular function: alpha-(1->3)-fucosyltransferase activity. Lineage: Eukaryota; Metazoa; Chordata; Aves; Accipitriformes; Accipitridae. The transcript has 2 exons. The record is from RefSeq and is a predicted model, not a curated record. The coding region runs from base 350 to 1642 and encodes 430 amino acids. Gene Ontology annotation, cellular component: membrane.